Messenger RNA from Notolabrus celidotus (New Zealand spotty), 4004 nucleotides. It is a transcript of the gene ttf2, whose product is annotated as transcription termination factor, RNA polymerase II. The record is from RefSeq and is a predicted model, not a curated record. Bases 105 to 3578 code for a protein of 1157 amino acids. The transcript has 23 exons. NCBI's taxonomy places the organism in Eukaryota, Metazoa, Chordata, Actinopteri, Labriformes, Labridae. Gene Ontology annotation, molecular function: zinc ion binding; ATP binding; ATP-dependent chromatin remodeler activity.
CGGAUGUCUUUCCUGACAGCUGUGAUUGGUUGAUACGAAAAUACCGAAAGUCACAUUCUGCUUGGAACUCAGUGUGGACCACUCAGACUGUGCGAGUUGGUACAAUGGAACAGAUUUUGUGCGAUGUCCACGGCAGCUUGUGUAUGCUCAAAACGGGUGUGAAAGAUGGACCAACUAAAGGCAAAAGCUUCUACGUCUGUGUUGACAAGCAAGGCUGUGACUUCAGCCAGAUAUCAAGCACCUCAGCAUCUCACUGCCUCCAUCAUGAAGAUUCAAUGGUGGAACUACAAGCUCUCACAUACAAUCCACAGCAGCAGAGCCACAAGUUGUUCUACAGGUGUGUUGUGGGUAAAAAAGCAGGCCAGAGGUGGUGUGGAAACGUGCCUUGGAGCGCGCCAGAGAAAGAAAACAAAAACCCUCGAUCAGACACCCUGAAACCAUCCUCCUGCCUCCCGCCUGUCAGAAACCCCUUUAAAGCCUCUGAAAGGACAGACAAGGACUCUGAGUGGAGGAAGUUACAGUCUGGUGGAGGCAAUGAGGAAAGAAAAGAGAAGAAAGAGAAGGAGCCAAACCAUAAGGCCAAAGGAGGAGACAAUCAUCAGAAAGAGAAAGAGGAGAGUGCAGCUGCAGGCAGGAAAGAGAAGGAGGAAGGGAAGCUAGAUUCCUCAGAUACGUACAGAGGUAAAGAACUUCCAGCGGGGAUGAAGAUAAAGAAGAGAGUUUCAGAUGAGGAGAGACGCAGUCCGGCUGCAGAGAGAUCAGAAAACAUGACAGAGAAGGUUCAAGACAAGAAGUCAGAAAAUCCCACAGAGCAGGGAGGUAAAACAAAUCCCACUUCCAUCGUGAAGAGUGUUCCUCCUGAGAAAACAAAUCAAACCACGCAAGCUCCUCUCAAGGACUCACUCCAGAAAACUAAAGAUGGAGAAAAGUGCCAGCUGAAAGAAGCAAAACCUACUGUCAAAGACAGUUCCUGUAAACCUGCCUCCAGUACCAGCACCCAGGCUUUUAGAGACCCUGAUAAAACCAGGAGCCCAACACCUGAGGAAACAUCACCACCAGAGUCCAGUCUAAACAAAAACCAACAAGAAAAGGAUGAUGAUGAUGAUGAUGAUGAUGAUGAUGAUGUAGUGGUGGUGUCUGUGAAACCUGCUCCACAAAAAAAUCCUGUGUCUGGCAUCCAAAAGACCCUGACUGCCUACCCAGGAUUCAACAAGAAGCAAGAAGAUCCCCAAGGCCUGCGCGGCCUCCUCACUGCUCAGCUACAACAGAAGAAGGCCACUCUGUCUGUGGUGAACGUGGCAGCUCUCCCAGAUAAAGGCGAGAGGUUGAGGACUCAGGUCAAAGAGCUGGAGGAUGCCCUGGAUUCUCUGAGCCUCACUGCUGCUUCUCAGCCUGAAUCACUCUCAGGACCCCAGGGUGCAAGUACCAGCAGCGAUGCUCGUGCAGGAAGCAGCCAGGUGAACCCAUUCAGCCGGCAAGGAGGCACCAUUCUGCUCCCUGCUCCUCCAGCCCCGGGCCUCUUCCUGCAGCAGGCCUCCGGCAGCUCCCUGGGGCUCCAGCUGAGCCAAGGAUACACCCAUGGCAUGCAUGGAGACAACUCAGCAGCACAGGCUUUUUAUGGCGGGAGGAUGACGGAGGGUCGUCUGCUGGCUGUGAAAAACGCCACCUGUGAGGCCAUCGACCAUCUUCACAAAUCUCUGGAGUCCUGCCCGGACCCCGAGGCCGAAACCCCUGACCCCAGGGGAAUCAAGGUGAAACUCCUGGCUCAUCAGAGACGAGCUUUGGCCUGGCUGCUCUGGAGAGAAACUCAGAAUCCCUGUGGAGGAAUCCUGGCGGAUGACAUGGGUCUGGGUAAAACCCUCACUAUGAUUUCUCUCCUACUGGCCAAGAAGAAAAAGGAAAAAGAAGAAGAUGAGAAGAAGGAAGAAGAAGAGAAGAAGCCAGAGGGCUGGAUCUCUAAAGCUGACUCGAGCGUCGUGGUUUCUAAAAGCACUCUGAUCAUCUGCCCUGCCUCUCUGAUCCACCACUGGAAGAGAGAGGUUGACAGACAUGUGAAGAGUGGAAGGCUGACGGUGUACCUGUACCACGGCCCCAACCGAGAGAAGAGGGCUAAAGUGCUGGCAGAUCACGAUGUGGUGGUGACCACCUACGGUCUAGUCUCUAAGGAGAUCCCGGUCCAGAAGGAUGAGGCUGAGAAACCCAGCAAAGAUGAAGAUGUGGUGCCGCCACACUCCACCCCUCUCCUGCGAGUGAAAUGGGCACGGAUUAUUCUAGACGAAGCCCACAACAUCAAAAACCCCAAAGUGCAAACCUCCAUGGCCGUCUGUCAGCUGAGAGCUGGAGCACGCUGGGCUGUGACCGGCACACCCAUCCAGAACAACCUGCUGGACAUGUACUCCCUGCUCAAGUUUCUGCGUUGUGCUCCUUUCGAUGAGUACAAACUGUGGAAGUCUCAGGUCGAUAACGGCUCCAAGAGAGGCAGAGAGAGACUCAACAUCCUGACGAGGACUCUGCUGCUCAGACGCACCAAGGACCAGAAGGACUCUUCAGGACAACCACUGGUGUCUCUCCCGGACCGGACCUGUGAGGUGCAUCAACUCAAACUCUCCAAGGAUGAGCAGUCAGUGUAUGACGUGGUGUUUGCCCAAUCCAGAUCCACUCUGCAGAACUACCUGAAGAGACAUGAAGGAAACGACUUGAAGAAAGGAAACGCCUCUGGUCCCAACCCGUUUGACAAAGUGGCCCAGGAGUUUGGUAUGUCCCAGUCUGACGCUGUUCUGCCAAAUUCCCAGCAGCCCCAGCAGGCGUCCAGCACAGUCCACAUCUUGUCCCUGCUGCUGCGCCUGCGACAGUGCUGCUGUCACCUGUCCCUCCUGAAGAAGACUCUUGACUCCACAGAGCUGCAGGGUGACGGGAUAGUCUUGUCUCUGGAGGAGCAGCUCAACGCUCUGUCGCUCUCAUCCAGCCCGUCGCCAUCAUGUCCCGACCCCAAAGACACCGUGGCUCUUAACGGCACCCGCUUCUCCUCACAGCUGUUUGAGGACACCAGUGAGAGCUCCAAGAUUUCUGCGAUCAUUUCUGAGCUGAAGCAGAUCAAACAGAACGGUGCUGAUCAGAAAAGCGUGAUUGUGUCCCAGUGGACCAGCAUGCUGUCCAUUGUGGCGGUUCACCUGCAGCGGAUGGGUCUGAGAUACGGAGUUAUCGACGGAACCGUCAACCCUAAACGCCGCAUGGACCUGGUGGAGGAAUUCAACACGAACCCUAAAGGACCUCAAGUGAUGCUGGUUUCUCUUUGUGCUGGAGGAGUUGGACUCAAUCUGAUCGGAGGGAAUCAUCUCUUCCUCAUUGACAUGCACUGGAACCCAGCUCUGGAGGAUCAGGCCUGUGACCGGAUCUACAGAGUGGGACAAACUAAAGACGUCACCAUCCACAGAUUUGUGUGUGAAGGCACCGUGGAGGAGAAGAUUUCAACACUGCAGGAGAAGAAGAAGGAGCUAGCCCAGAAUGUGCUCUCAGGAACAGGAACCACUGUCACUAAACUCUCCCUGGCUGACCUCAGAAUCAUUUUUGGCGUCUGAGACAGAGAAGAGUUCAAACCACAGCAACGCCAGACAGCUGCUAAUUCAUACAUUCAAUAUUUAGGUCAUAAGGCUACAACUUAGAGCGUGUUAUACUUUAAAUAAGGUUCCUACACUUGAAACAUGUUUAUGCACGCUAAAAUCUGCAAAUUAAGUUUAAGUGCACAGUCCUUUUGUGUGUGUCCAAAUACUACAAUAUAUGUAGUAGUUUUUAAGACAUUUUUUAUGUAUGCAUGAAUAUUUUGAGCUCUUAUUUUAUUGAAUCACAAGGACACACUAAAGACAGGAUUUUAUUCUGUAAAAGUCACUCUAGUGUUCCUUUUUAUUUGUGUCUGCUGCUUUUACUAUCUUAAUUUCAAGUAUCUUUUAAGAAUACUGUGCUGUUCAAUGUUAUUUUGUCUUAAUAAAUGUAGUUGCUUAAAGCUA